This is a messenger RNA of Didymodactylos carnosus, 391 nucleotides long. Lineage: Eukaryota; Metazoa; Rotifera; Eurotatoria; Philodinida; Philodinidae. The record is from the annotation of a GenBank genome assembly.
AAAAUAUAAUCAAAGACCAUUAAUUACAAAAAAUAAAAAUAACAACUUAUUUUCAAUUGAAGAUGGUUAUAAUAAACAAUCAGAAGAAAAUUCUAAUUUUAUUUCACGUUUAAAAACAAAAGUUUUUAAUCGUCCAUCAAGACAACGUUUAGAAGAAUCAACACCAAAUAAACUUGAAGAUAAAACGCGAACAUUACCACAUUGGACAAUUUAUAUUGCUUGGACAUUGGUCAUAUUGAGUAUAUUAACUUGUUCAUUUUUCGUUAUAUUAUAUUCAAUGGAAUGGGGAAAAACUCGAUCAAAUGAAUGGUUGACUACAAUGAUGUUAUCAUUCGGACAAUCAAUACUUGUCAUUGAUCCAUUAAAGGUACUAUUUUCUUAUUUUUCAUAG